Messenger RNA from Hypoxylon fragiforme, 2003 nucleotides. RefSeq lists its product as uncharacterized. The transcript has a single exon. Gene Ontology annotation, cellular component: Golgi membrane. The record is from RefSeq and is a predicted model, not a curated record. Lineage: Eukaryota; Fungi; Ascomycota; Sordariomycetes; Xylariales; Hypoxylaceae. Gene Ontology annotation, biological process: vesicle-mediated transport; mitotic spindle elongation. The coding region runs from base 439 to 1707 and encodes 422 amino acids.
GGAUUAUACGAAGUACAACUUACAUACAUACAACUUUAUCCCUAAUAAUAACUCCUGGAAAGGAAAGCUGAAUAAACAAUCUACAUCUCUCAAACUCCUUAUUCCAAGUUUCAGGGCAGAUAGUGUAUAAUCCCUUCGUGACGGGAUAUUCUAUCAUUGUCUUGUCUUGUCUUGUCUUGCUUGUCUUGUGUUCUUCAUGGUCAGAGAGUGGUUGACGGAAGAAUUAAAGAAUUGUCAAGUAUUAUACCUUUGAUUCUGAUUAUUGCUGCUGAAUAACUACACUACGUAAUAUCUAUCCUAUCCUUGCUUACUGAUACCAACUUGUCAACCCGUGUCUAUGACCUAUUGGCUUUGACGACCUUCUCGAUACGACCGAUAUCUAUCGAGCAACAAGCUCAAGCUUAAGCUCCAGGGCCUCUCACCCCUAGGCGUCCAAGAAUGCCACCCGAUCCCGAAUCACGCGAACCGAUGCUCUCAACCUCGCCAUCUCACUCCCCCUUACCGUCCCCUUUACCGUCUCCCGGUCCGCCUUCCCCACAAACAGACGUCCCAAUCCCCCCAUGGAUACGUCCGAACCAACAACACCACUCUACACCUGGGGCUAAUGCUCGACGGCUCUCGACGCCGUACUCGCGGUCCGCCGCCAACGAUGACUCGGAAGCGCCCUUCGGCCGACGUGUGAUGCGCGCGAGCAUCUCCGUCAUGAACAAGAUGAUCAAGCUCUUCUACAGCCUCUCGCCGCUGCAGCGCGCCCUCGCCAUCAUUGCCAUCAUCGUCUUCCACACCUUACUCAUCCUCUUCCUCGUGUACUCGCACCGCAUCUUCGCCGCCUUCGCCCCCGUUGCGAUCGGCUGGCGCGCCCUCCCCGGCGGCUGGCUCAUCGUCUUCUUCCUCACCUGCGCCUGCGCCUUCCCGCCCAUGGUCGGCUAUAGUACUUGCAUCACCCUCGCCGGGUUUGUGUAUGGCUUCCCAGGCGGCUGGCCCAUCGUCGCCGCUGCCACCGUGUUUGGGUCCACGGCCUCCUUCCUCGCCAGUCGUACCAUCUUCAGUCGGUACGUUCACGCCCUCGUGGGCGGGGACAAGCGCUUCGUCGCUCUAGGGCAGGUGCUGCGACGGGACGGCCUGCUCGUCCUCGCCGCCAUCCGCUUCUGCCCCUUGCCCUUCAGCCUGAGCAACGGCUUCCUAGCCACGAUCCCCAGCAUCACGCCGGUGCGCUUCGCUCUUGCCACCGCCAUGGCCACCCCCAAGCUGCUCGUGCACGUCUUCAUCGGCAGCCGCCUAGCGCUGCUCGCCGAAAAUGGCGACGAGAUGAGCGCCGGCGACCGCGCCAUCAACUACCUGAGCAUGUUCGUCGGCUCCCUCGUCGGCCUUGCCCUGAGCCUGCUCAUCUACCAGCGGACGAUGGCGCGCGCGACGGAGCUCUCGCGCGAGGAGGUGGCCGAGAACGGCAUCCCGAUCGAUGGUGGUGAUGAUGGUAGCGGUGGGCUGGACUACGCGGAUCUCGAGGGUGGCAUGAUGCAUCGAUUGAGGCCCGGCGAGGCCGACGAGGCCGCGCUCAUGAACGACGACGACAUCUCCCUCUGGGAGACGGACGGCAUUGAGCUCGGGUAUAGGGACGAGGAGGAUACGCCGACAAGUACUACUGCAGCAACAAACGGUGGUAGGAUGGAGAAUGGGAAUGGGGGGCACGCUAAGGGGAGAGCAUAGAUUGAAUGAGAAUGGAAAUUUUAUUCUUUCUUCCUUUUCUUUUUUCUGCUUCUACUUUUCUUCUCUUCUCUUCUCUUCUCUUUCUUUCCCUAAUCCCCCAUCAUCGCUUUCACGAAAUUUACUCAUUUAUUGCUUUUAUUGAUAUUACAAACUUAUCUUCAAGGGGAGUAUUCACGGCACAUCGAAUCAGUUCAGUGGGGAGGGGUCAGUUCAGGCGUUUCAGCGAGCAAGCAAAAGAGAGAGGCGGAAUAAAGAAUAGCUGGAGUUACUUGGUUUUUUUUUUUUUUUUUUUUUUU